AUGCUCUCCGCCUCGCUCACCCCCCUUCUCCUGUCCGCCAUGGUCGCCCGCGCUGCCGCCGAAGAAGCCAAGAGCCCGUCCGCGAUCGCCGCCAUGAUGGAGGCCAUCAAGGAGAACAUCAACGUCUCCUACUGGCUUGGAUGGACCUGGCUUGCCUGCACUGCCGCCCUGAUGGUCUACCUCAUUGGCAUCACCUUCACCCGCUACGUGCGCGGCAUUGCCUGCUUGAACAACCCCCACCAGCGCUACUUUGCCGAGCCCAACUGGUGGUAUGCCCGCUUCAAGUGCUACCUGUUCGACGCGCCGCUGCUCCGCACCCGCCACCACCGUGAGUACAAGCUGUCGUCGGCCAUCAACAUCGGCACCCUGCCCAGCCGCCUCCAGACCAUCUACCUGGUUGGCUACUGCGGCAUGAACGUCGCCUUCUCCGUCAUCUUCAUUGACUGGAGCGACUCCGGCGCUGCUUCCGAGCUCCGCAACCGCACCGGUGUCCUGUGUGUCAUGAACAUGCUGCCGCUCUUCCUUCUUGCCGGCCGCAACAACCCGCUCAUCAAGAUCACUGGAAUCACCUUCGACACCUUCAACUUGGUCCACCGCUGGGUCGGCCGCAUUGUUAUCCUCCAGGCCGUUGCCCACACUCUUGCCUGGAUGAUCCCCAAGGUCCAGGCCGGUGGUUGGGCCGCCGUCGCCGGAGCCAUGGGCCACAGCCAAUUCAUCCUCUGGGGUACUAUUGGCACUUUGUGUUUCGUCGUCAUCAUGUUCCAGGCCGCUGGUCCCGUCCGCCACGCCUUCUACGAGGUCUUCCUCCACUUCCACGUCCUGCUCGCUGCCCUUGGUCUCGCUGGUGUCUGGAUCCACUGCCAGUCUGGUGAGCUCUACCAGUUCCCCAUCAUCAAGGCCGUCCUGGCUCUCUGGGUUUUCGAGCGCUUCGCCCGUCUCUUCUGGGUCAUCUUCCGCAACGUUGGAAACGGCGGUACCAAGGCCGAGAUCGAGUCCCUUCCCGGCGACUGCCUCCGCAUCAACCUCCAGAUUGCCCGUCCCUGGAAGUUCAAGACCGGUCAGCACGUCUACCUGUACAUGCCCUCGAUUGGCUGGUGGACCUCGCACCCCUUCUCCCUUUCGUGGAGUGAGGAGCAGGAGGCCUGGAGCGAGGAGAAGGGCAUGUCCCUUGAGCGCCUUGACCUUUCUGGCCUCGGCAAGACUACUAUGAGCCUGCUCGUCCGCCGUCGCACUGGCUUCACCGACGCCCUGUACAAGAAGGUCGAGCAGUGCCCCUCUGGCAAGCUUACCACGUCGGCUCUCGUCGAGGGUCCCUAUGGCCACCAGGACCUGUCCUCGUACGGCACUGUCAUGCUCUUCGCCGCCGGUAUUGGCAUCACUCACCAGGUCCCGCACGUCCGCCACCUCGUCGAGGCCUACGACAAGCGCACCGCCGCCGUUCGCCGCGUCACGCUCGUCUGGGUGAUCCAGUCGCCCGAGCACCUCGAGUGGAUCCGGCCGUGGAUGACGGAGAUCCUGUCGAUGCCCAACCGCCGCGACGUGCUCAAGAUCCUGCUGUUCGUCACGCGCCCUCGCUCGACCAAGGAGAUCCACUCUCCUUCGUCCAGCGUGCAGAUGUUCCCCGGCAAGCCCAACAUCCAGGCCCUUGUCGACCAGGAGAUGAUGGAGGGUGUCGGUGCCUGCGGCAUCAGUGUCUGCGGCACCGGCUCCCUCGCCGACGACGUCAGGCGCGCCGCUCGCAACCGCCAGACCAGGUGGAACGUCGACUUCUUCGAGGAGGCGUUCUCCUGGUAA
Diplodia corticola is the source of this 1794-nucleotide messenger RNA. RefSeq names its product ferric reductase like transmembrane component. The transcript has 2 exons. NCBI's taxonomy places the organism in Eukaryota, Fungi, Ascomycota, Dothideomycetes, Botryosphaeriales, Botryosphaeriaceae. Gene Ontology annotation, molecular function: ferric-chelate reductase activity. Bases 1 to 1794 code for a protein of 597 amino acids. Gene Ontology annotation, biological process: copper ion import; intracellular iron ion homeostasis; iron ion transport. Gene Ontology annotation, cellular component: plasma membrane. The record is from RefSeq and is a predicted model, not a curated record.